Pseudomyrmex gracilis is the source of this 863-nucleotide messenger RNA. RefSeq names its product protein seele (gene sel). The record is from RefSeq and is a predicted model, not a curated record. Gene Ontology annotation, cellular component: endoplasmic reticulum. NCBI's taxonomy places the organism in Eukaryota, Metazoa, Arthropoda, Insecta, Hymenoptera, Formicidae. The transcript is spliced from 5 exons. Bases 208 to 819 code for a protein of 203 amino acids.
UUAGAGAACGGUCAGGAAGACACGUUACGAAUUGUUAUUGGUUUACACGAAUUUUACUGUUUUUAUCAAUUGACAUUGGAAGAUGCACGUUGACGGUUGAUCGUGUUACAUUACACGUUGCAUCUCUUUUAAGGUGUAGAAAGACGUUCUCGCAAAAGUUGACAUUUUAUUAUAUCCUGUGCGCGAUAACAAUUGAAAAAAAAAAAGAUGAUAAAAGUUUUGUUAUUUGCCGGUUUCUUUUUGGUGAACGUUCUUGGAAAAUCUGAGGACAUAGAUCUAAAGCAUCUGAAGUGUUUAGUUUGUAGAACGAUUAUGAAAGAAUUCGAAGCCGAAGUCUUCAAAGCCAAUCCGAACAAAGUAGUUGAAGUGGGUAGUUUUAGACUAGAUGCAAAUGGAAACGCUAUGCACAAAACGGUUCCAUUAAGUCAAUCGGAAAUGCAUCUAUCCGAUAUAUUAGAGAAUCUUUGUGGAAAAUUUGGAGAGAACUACGUGAGAGCAAGAAAGAGAUCCAACAAUCAACUAAUACUUAUGAACCUCUUUUCCCCAUCGGGUGGUAUGAAUUCUAUGAUGAGCGAAGUGGACAUAGUUCAGGAUGGCGAUCUCAACAAGAGUCUGGAGCAUUAUUGCAACGCUAUUGUGGAAGAGUUUGAGGAGGACAUAGUGGCAAUAUACGUGAGCGAUGCGGACGAUAAGAAAGAGGGAUUUUGCAGAGAUAUCUCAGGUUUAUGUGAAAAUUAUCCCGAUGACGAAGACAAGACUGAUGCUACUUCCGAUAGCAACUCCGAAGCAGAUUUUUUAAUAGAUAGAGAUGAAUUAUAAAAAUAGUUCUACAAAAGUAGUUUUAUAAUUUAUCUAUAUAUAUA